Molecule: messenger RNA, 2175 nt
Organism: Perca fluviatilis (European perch)
Lineage: Eukaryota; Metazoa; Chordata; Actinopteri; Perciformes; Percidae
Product: serine protease hepsin-like
Exons: 10
Coding region: 576-2081 (501 amino acids)
Biological process (GO): proteolysis
Molecular function (GO): serine-type endopeptidase activity
Source: RefSeq, a predicted model, not a curated record
CCUGCUCUGACCAGAGGAGGAAGGCAAAGUUGGAGAGGGAAGAAGAGUAGACUGGAAGGAUAAGGAGGGAGAUGAUGAAGGGGGUGACACAAUGAGAUGAUUGAGCGGCAACUGAGGAGAGGAGCAGGAGAGUUGUAGAAUCGCAAGAGAAGAGGUGUGCCAUCUGAAGAUGAGGGAUUCACAGUAACGGAGCACACAUCUUGCAUCUUGGGAUUGAAGAUGCACCGGAGCAGGCGGGCUGUCUUCGGUGUCCUGUCCCUGACAGUGCAACAGUGUUGCAUUUCUUUUCCCCACUCUGGUACAAUGCUGGUUCAUUAAGUGGAGGAGACGCACUCGGAUGAAUAAGUCCUCGCAUACAAAUGAAGCGUACAAAUCUGUACGCCUGACGUUCAGGACUCAGCUGAGGUUUUGACGGUUUCCUUCCAUGCCCGUGUCCCUCCCCUCAGCUCAGCCAUGUCUGAAAUCCAGCAGAUCUUAUCCGGACCAACACAUGUACGCUGCUGAUCAGACUCCACAAGCUAUACACCAUCACACCAAAGAGCAUAAACCUUAACUUUAAACAUACAUUGUAUUUCAUGAGCGCUACCCGCGACUUUACAGGUAUGCAUUUGCACGUCCAAGCAAGCAGCACCAGCGCUUCUGAUGCACAGCAGCCAGUUGUUGUGUCAAUCUAUCCGUCCCUUGAGCAGUGGUCAUCAACAUCUUCAAGUCCAACUAGUCAUGAAGUACUGAGUGUAUCGUCUCUGGUCCCUUCUACGAUCCUCACACUCAUGCCUAAUUAUAAACCUCCAGCUAAUGGAAAUGUAUACCCAGAGCUAUCAUCCUUAUAUGAAGUAACAUCAGAGGCUCAACUUCCAGGAACUUUAUCUUCUCCCUCCGGUUCCUCGGAGGCUGAAGAUCAAAAAACCCUGGCUUCAGCACUUCCUUGUAGUGAUAAUUCCCAGGAAGUUCAGCAGAGGAAACCGUCAGAUGGAGGCCCACUGGAGGAGGGAUCAGUAGGCCUCAUGUUACCCAAAGAUCUCCCUGCUGAAGAGCCAGAUUCACAACCUCAAGCCUGUUCAUUUCGCGAGCUGCUACUGAUUGUGAGCCUCUCUACCAUCACCACACUGGUCAUCAUCUCUGCUCUCUUAGUCAAGUUCCUGGUAUUCCCCUCUGAGUUCAGUCAUUCGUCUCCUCUCUGUGGUGUGAUGGGGAACUGCAGUGUCCCAACUCAGCAGCCUUUUCUGUCUAAGAAUCCAGUGAACCAGACACAAAACAUCACUGCAGACUGCCAAGUUCUGGUUGGUGAUGGCCGGCGUAUUGUUGGGGGGACGUUUGCAGCCAAGGACAAGUGGGGCUGGCAGGCUAGCAUGCACUGGAGAGGGAAACACGUCUGUGGAGGUGCCAUCAUCUCCCCUCGCUGGGUCAUCACUGCAGCUCACUGUUUUGUUGAAAACAACAUGCUUGAAGUGGCUGACUGGCUGGUGGUGGUGGACACAGUCAGCAUCGCAGACAGCUCUGUGGGGAAACGUUACAGAGCACUGCAGAUCCUCUACCACCCUCUCUACAACAGAGACAACAACGACUAUGACCUGGGCCUGCUGCGCACCAUCACUGACAUGGACAUGAAGGGUGGGGUGCGACCGGUCUGUUUACCCAGUCCAAGCGAGUCCUUUCUUCCUGGAGCGGCCUGCUGGAUCACAGGCUGGGGAUAUAUUAAUGAAGGAGGCUUUGUGUCAGAUAACCUAAGACAGGCUCAGGUCAAGGUAAUAGCUCAACCGGUCUGCUCCCAGCCAAGUGUCUACGGCAUGUACCUGACUCCUCGAAUGAUUUGUGCUGGCACCAUGGACGGAGGAGUGGACGCCUGCCAGGGAGACAGUGGUGGACCCCUGGUGUGUGAGACAGCCAGAGGGGACUGGAGGCUGGCAGGGGUGGUGAGCUGGGGAGAGGGCUGUGGACGGCGCAAUAAACCAGGCGUCUACAGCCGAUUAGCCCAACUGAUCCCCUGGGUUAUAAGAUAUAUUGAGGACAAACCAAAGGAAUUGGAGGAGACCACGGCAGCCAUGACCGACACCUCACAAGAACCGGAGAUUUAUGACUGAGACAACUGACAAUAAAGAAGCAAAUCACCUGUAUCUGCUUAUUUGUUAUGAAAUACAUUUUUCUAAUUAUAAAAGGCUUGGAUUGGUGCCCUCC